Messenger RNA from Acanthosepion pharaonis, 897 nucleotides. The record is from the annotation of a GenBank genome assembly. NCBI's taxonomy places the organism in Eukaryota, Metazoa, Mollusca, Cephalopoda, Sepiida, Sepiidae.
AUGCAUUACAAAAAAUUUUUUUAUGUUCUUGUUAAUUUUGCACUGAUUUUUAUUUUGCAGAACUCUGGCAACAAGAAAGAAGAUGCAUGGUUACUUAAUAGAAUUGAAAUUACUAAUACAGCUAAAAAAAAAACAUGGUCAUUCCUUUGUUACCAAUGGCUUUCAUUAUUCCAUGGGGAUGGACACUCUGAAAGAAAAUUAUUUCCUCACAAAUUAAUCAAAACUGAAUAUGAAGUGGUCACAGUAACUGGAGAUGCAGUGGAUGCAAGUACCGGUGCAAAUGUAUUCAUUACAUUGUAUGGCAAAUUAGGGGUGAGCAAGAAAAUUCCUUUGAGAAGUAAGAAGGUUUGUUUCCAGAAAGGUGAAAGUGACAGAUUUCAAUUGAAAACCACUUGUAUUGACCCACUUAUUAAAAUCCACAUUGAACAUGACAACACAGGCUUUUCUCCUGGAUGGUUUUUGGAAAGGGUUGUAGUAACCAAUCUAAAAGGUAUUAAAAAACCAUAUUAUUUUCCAUGUGGAAAAUGGUUGGCAAAGGAUAAAGGAGAUGGCAGCAUCAGUCAAGAUCUGAUUGGAAGCAGAGAUCCUCUUCUUAUGAGAAAAGAUAAUAUCUAUAAUGUUACUGUCUAUACAGGAGAUAUAAAAGGUGCUGGAACUAAUGCAUCUGUCUUUAUCACUUUAUUUGGAGAAUUUACUGAUUCUGGAAAACACAGAUUAAGAAGUUCAAUAAAAGAUUUUCAACGUGGCAGGGUUGAUCAAUUCAUUAUAAAAUGUCCUUGCUUAGGACAUUUGGAAAGAAUACACAUUGAACACGAUAACACAGGAUUUGGACCAGGAUGGUUCUUGGAUAAGUUUUUUUCCUUCCUUCUCUUUCUCAAUUCUCUUUUGCCCACUUAA